GUAAUGCAUGCAACUUUAUUCUAAAUAUAAUAUUGUCUUCUCUAUAGCAACAAACCUGUGCAUCUAUGAAGUCAACAACACAGAAUGUGAAGCCUGUGAAAAAGGCAGUUAUUACCCGAAAGCAGAGUCAAUUGCCGAGUUUUACCAAUGUAGUCACGGCAUCUUGUUUCUAAUGCAAUGCCCAGAAAGUACAAUCUGGCAUGGAGAAACACUACGAUGUAUAUACGAAGAAGGUGACACGUUCAAUUACACGAAUUUCUACAAUGGAUCACAUGGAAUGGACGCCAUCAAUCCGAAUGCGACGUCUUUGUGUAUAUUAGAGUCAAACAACACAGACUGCGAACCCUGCCAGCAAGGUGGCUAUUACCCGAUAAUAGGAUCUCUGUCAGAGUUCUUCCAAUGCAGUCAUGGUCAAUUGGUUCCAAUGAAAUGUCCAGCGAAAACAAUCUGGAAUAACAAAAUCAUACGUUGUGCAUACGAUCGUAAGUAG
Messenger RNA from Octopus bimaculoides (California two-spot octopus), 490 nucleotides. RefSeq lists its product as uncharacterized. NCBI's taxonomy places the organism in Eukaryota, Metazoa, Mollusca, Cephalopoda, Octopoda, Octopodidae. The record is from RefSeq and is a predicted model, not a curated record. Gene Ontology annotation, cellular component: extracellular region. Gene Ontology annotation, molecular function: chitin binding.